Molecule: messenger RNA, 9661 nt
Organism: Anguilla rostrata (American eel)
Lineage: Eukaryota; Metazoa; Chordata; Actinopteri; Anguilliformes; Anguillidae
Product: Iroquois homeobox protein 5a-like
Exons: 3
Coding region: 262-1614 (450 amino acids)
Biological process (GO): neuron differentiation; regulation of transcription by RNA polymerase II; cell development
Cellular component (GO): nucleus
Molecular function (GO): RNA polymerase II cis-regulatory region sequence-specific DNA binding; DNA-binding transcription factor activity, RNA polymerase II-specific
Source: RefSeq, a predicted model, not a curated record
AGAGAGUGAAAGAGACAGAAGGAGAGGGAGUGAGACCAAAAAAGAAGGCUGAAAGCAAGUAAACACAGCCGAUCAGCUGCAGCUGACAGCAACCAAAUAUCGCAAUCUAAAUCUUUUUAUUUAUUUAUUUUUUACGGUAAGCACAGAGAGAAACAGACAGCAGUCUGUCGAUGCGAGUCUCUAUGAUUCAGAUCAGAAAGUGCAGGAGCAAAUAAAGGAAAACUGCACAAAUAAGUGGCUUAUUUUCGGGGUUUUUUUACCAUGGCGUAUCCUCAGGGCUACUUGUAUCAGCCGUCAGCUUCUUUGGCACUGUAUUCGUGCCCGGCGUACAGUACCAGCGUCAUUUCUGGACCCAGGACCGAGGAACUUGGACGAUCUUCGUCGGGGUCUGCUUUUGCUCCCUAUGCUGGAUCUACAGCGUUCACCAGUCCUUCGCCUGGCUACAACUCACAUCUCCAAUACAGCGCAGACCCUGCGGCGGCAGCAACAUUUACUUCGUAUGUGGGCUCCCCAUACGACCACACGACAGGCAUGGCUGGGUCUAUAGGAUAUCACCCCUACGCGGCUCCCCUGGGUUCGUAUCCCUAUGGAGACCCUGCUUACCGAAAAAACGCAACUAGGGACGCCACGGCCACUCUAAAGGCCUGGCUUAACGAACACCGGAAAAACCCGUAUCCCACGAAAGGCGAGAAGAUCAUGCUGGCCAUCAUCACCAAAAUGACCCUCACACAAGUGUCCACCUGGUUCGCCAACGCCAGGAGAAGGCUAAAGAAAGAGAACAAGAUGACAUGGACCCCGAGGAACAGAAGCGAGGAUGAGGAGGAAGACGAAAAUAUUGAUUUAGAGAAAAACGACGACGACGAGCCACACAAGCCCACGGACAAGGGGGACUCGACAGACACCGAGUCAGAACAUAAACGGAACCCGGGGGAAAUUACAUGCGACAGAUUUAAAGAUGAAAAUCUUGGCAAAGAGGUGGAUCCAGUUUUGACUGACUCGGAAUUAAAAGAACAAGAGGACCGGACAGAAUUGUCUCACUCUCCAAAACCCACCACUUCUUCUCCCCCGAACGUGCCUCGCGGAAACGAGAUUAUUGUGCAAGAGAAGCCGACUGAGCUCGUGCAAACAUCGAGCGCAGCGAGCGGCGUCAACUGCGGCAGCAACGCCACGUCUGUGAUUCAUUCUCUCCCCUCUGCCCCAAAACCAAAACUUUGGUCUCUCGCCGAGAUUGCGACUUCUUCGGACAGGUGUAAGGGAAGCAGCGACUUGCCGCAGGCCCCUGGAACGGGUCAAAGCUCCGUCAUCACGGCCAACGCGUCGUCGCCGUCGCGGUCACCGCCUCAGUGCCCGUUCCCAAACAGCACAGUACUUUCCAGGCCUAUUUACUACACGUCUCCCUUUUACCCGGGUUAUACGAACUACGGCACUUUUGGACAUCUCCACGGUAACCACGGCUCCAGCACGGGGUCCACGACACAUUUUAACGGAUUAAACCAGACUGUUUUAAAUAGGGCAGAGGCACUGGUGCGAGAGAGCAAAGCCAGGAGUCAGACACAAGUAGAUCUUUGUAAAGACUCCCCUUAUGAACUAAAGAAAGGUAUGUCAAACAUUUAAUAUUGGCCUCCUCCAAAAAAACAAGGACAUUUAUUUAUUAUAUGUGUUGGUUAAAAAGUAAUAAAAAACACUCCUGAGGAAACAAAGGUUAUUUUCAAUGAGAAAAUGCUUAUUCUGAAAUCUGGAUUUCCAAUCCAAAAAAAAGAAAAAAAGAAAAAAAAAUGUAACAUCUAAGAAUUGUCUUAAACGCUGCCGCCACCUGAGAAUAUUUGUAUUAAAACUAUAAUAUGUAUAUUUAAUGUAGCAUUUUGUAUUUAAAAUGGACAAUACACUAUCUUUGAAGUAAAUUAUGAUAAAUCACUUGUACAGCAGUGGUUUGGGGGGGAUAAAUAUAUAAGUUCUGUUGUUCAGAGAGCUUCAUAAUUCAAAGUAAUAACUUAUAUAUUUUGACCUCUGAUUCCCCUGAGUGUUAGCCAGUUCUUUUGCUUUCUUUAAAAAGAAAGACAUGCUUAUCGAUCAAUUUGCAGUCGCCUUGUAAAAUGUCAAUUAUUAAAAUGACGUUUAACAAUCCUACUAAAUAUGGCACCAUCUGCUUUGUGAAAUUGCUAGAUACUACAUUAUGGGAUAUUGUCUGCAUUAUAUGUUGGCAUGAUGUGUCCUAAACACAGCAGUGGUAAAAUAGGCAUGGGCACAUUUGUAAUUCCCCUUGGCCUACCUGUACAAUACUUUGUAUUUCACAACAACAGAAACGCCUGUCACCUGUCGAUCAUUUGCUAGACAUAUUUAAAUCAUGAAUCUGAUGAACGAGGGCCAAUCACUUGGAUUGUAUUUCAGAUGGAAGUAAAUAAUAUCGAAAUUAUUGUAGCAGGUCAGCAGGCCUACUGAUAUGAUAAUGCAAAACUGCCGAGCUAUCAUUUAACCCACUUACACCUAAUUCGUCUCGUGUUUUAUGCAAAGCGAUCAGGUGGCGAACUUUGCUAAUGAGUUCGAUUUUAUGCCAAAUUUAGUCCUCAUUACAAUUUUCCUAGGCGCGGAAAAGCUAUUAAAUUGAGGGCAACGUUAGAUUUAAAGUGACAGAGAACUAAACUUUUUAUUUUUAUUUAUUCAUUAUUAUUAUUAUUCUUAAUUUUGGGUGUUUCUGCAAUUGGCCAAGUGUUGGUUGUUCGGCGCUCUGAACAGUCAAUGCCAAAUAAGUCAACUAAAUAAACCCAGGAGUUUAUUGCAACUCUUCCCGCUUUCACAGGUAGGUGUCAGACUUGCUCCUAAUUUAAGGUUUUCGUUGCUAAUCUGUUUUUAGGGUGUAUCUUCCUCGAGAUGGCCCAAACAAGCCAGACACUGCCCAUGCAGAAACAACGACACUCCUAAUGACGCAAACCUCCCACCGUAUUAAUUUGUCCGCUUGCAUCUAUGCUAAUUAUGCACGUGCUGCCGGAUUAAAACGUGUACUAAGCGGUGUUUCCUUCGGGCAGUUUUCCCAGAUUCGCUUUUCAAAGGCAAAAUUGCACUUAUGUCUUUUGGACUUAUGAUCAUUUCUACAUAAAACAAUGACGAACUGUUAAAACGCUUCAUCCAAGUUUCUGAUACCUUACAGUUUGUGUAGGCUAUAAAAACCAGUUCUCAUAUAAGAAACCGACGCUCUGCACAUUCAGAAUUCAGCGAGUUCACAUUAGCAACGCUGGUGGUGGUGGUGGUGAUGAUGAUGGUGAUGAUGAUGAUGAUAUUAUUAUUAUUAUUAUUAUUAUUAUUAUUAUUAUUAUCAUCAUUAUGGAAUGCAUUGUUGUUAUUUAUAUUGCUUUUAUUGUUAUGGCUAUCAUUAGGCCUACUGAAUGAAUUAUUAUGAUUAUUAUUAUGGGGCUAUUGUUCAACAUACAUAUGAAAGCAAAUGUAUAAGAUUUUUUAAAUGGACUAAAAUAGAAAAACAUUGGAAAAAUUUGAAAAAGAAUCACGAUUUAAAACGCAACCAAAUAAUUUAAUUAAUAAUGUGUGGAAUGCAUUUCAAUAUAUGCUUAAAUAUACAAUUACAUUACACAAUAAUUAUUAUUAUUGUAAUAAUAGCCAUCAUCAUCAUCAUCAUCAUCAUGCAAGUCGGGUAGGCUAACAAUUGAUUGUUCUUGUCUGAAAGGGAUUUCCCCCUUAAAAGGUUCCGUCAUCAAUCUCUGUAGUUUGCCUUCUGCACUCCGGCUGAAAACUCCCCAGGGCUUUCUAAAAUUCUCACAGCUUUAAUGUCCUCUACGUUGAGUCACAUAGACAGCGGGUUUAUUUUAACCUAUCGGAGUGUGUUUUCGCUGUGAUUACAACACAUCAACAAGCUAAAUUUCUUUCAAAAAUGUUUUUUUGCAGGGCAAAUUUAAAAUGACCAAGGCGCUUUACCCUUAAAUGACACGGACUGUCAAUGAAAUACGUUGUUCCCAAACGAUUUCUUAUGUGCUGUUGUUUCAUUACUUAAACGAAGCAAAUAAUACAAAUACGUUGUAUUUAUUAUCAUUUACAUACUUUUUGUGUUAUACAAAUGUUUGAGAUGAGAAUCAUUCUUCUCAUAAUUUUGUGUAGAAUUAAAUGCAUUUUUGUCCGGAACAACCUUACAACAGAAUUGUGUACUUCUGAUAUUAAAUUACGACGGUGGGCAUUGCGUAUCUGGACAGAUAUUGUCAAAAAUUCUUAUAGCAACAUGUGUGUGUGAAGUUUUGAUAGAUAUAUAUGGCCAUUUAAAUUGAUUACCAUGUUGUAUACCAAACCUAUUUAUAUUCUGAAUGUCGUUUCGAAAAUAUGAGAAUAAGUUUUAUAUAUAACUUAUAACUUAAAAAAAAAGAUUGCGAGAAAUUAGCAUAUAUGCGUUAGUUUUUGUUUAAUUCUGUAUUCACAAAUAGGAACUUCUGCACAUAAAGUCACAUUUUAAAUCUUCGUAAAACAUUUGGUUAAUUAAAUCCAAUCUCACACCACCGUAUUAUAGCCUACCCUACUAAAUCCUAAAUACUCACGACCAAAGCUUUUUUGGCACCGUUAUCCAAUUCAAUAACAAAUAUUUGCGCUGUAUGCUGUUAAUCCACUCAGCAACGUAUUGUUAUUGAGCUGAGAAAGCAGCCUACCUGAUUCGUUGUAAAACUUUGCGAAUGACACCAUGAUACGAUAAUAUUAUAAAGCUAUUCAGCCUAACUUUGACCAACUUUUUUUUCGUAUUCUUCUUCGCCUCUCUUCCAGUUGAAUGGCUAGCUGGUUCAUUGUUAGGAAGCAAGGCAUGGACUUACAACGUGAGAACGUCAAGUGAGAGCGAAACGGUUCCCAUGUGCGGAAGAAAAAAAAAGGGCAAAGCACGAGUAAUUGAGAUAGCUUUUAUUACACCUCGACGUCAGUGUAAAUUACAAUAGGAAGACGUAUAGGCCCACUGCGAUAAAAUGCUGGCCUAAUUGUUCAUAUGAAUUUAAAUUCCAGUUAGCUUAUAAAGAAAUAAAAAAGAACGUUUCCAGAAAUUGAAUAACAAAAAAAAAAAAAAAAAAGUUCGAGGAACAGGGCACAAUCAUAAAUAGCCUAUGCGGAGGCCUAGUUGAAAAAAAAAAUCGGGUCAAGCCACGAUGGAUGUUUUACUCGUUUGACAACAAACACUAUUGGCCCACAGCUAAUCGCAAGCCCAUUGCCCCGGGAACACCUUUUAUAAUUACUGAGUUGUUUGCAUUUUUACUGUCUAUUUCUGAUUAAAUGGUUUUAAAUUCAUAUGCCUCCGUAAAAUCACACCACAUGUAUUCCAGGAGACAGCAGUGGACUAAGGCGAUGUCCAUAAUACACAUGGUUUUGGAAGUAUUUUAAUGUUCAAGAAAAAAAAACAUAAAUUUGAUUGAACACAAAUACAUAAAUUCCAUGCAUUAAUCAUUACAACUACUGGCCAGCAAGUUAGUCAGUUUGGCGUUAACCUGUGCAAAUAAGUGUAAAUUGCAGCACAUAUGCUAUGCAAUGUUCCAUGUGAUAAUACAAACUUUAUGAAUGCAACAGAAAUGUUUUUGAUUUAAUACGUUUUACGAUAUGAAUAACCUAAAAUAAAAAUAAAACAAUAUUUGGCUUUAUUUUUAAAACCAAAUUUUCUAAAUAUCGAUAAGGUUUUCGCUACAAAACAAGCCCACCGGGAGCUUGUUGGAUCGUUGCGCAGCAGAGAAGGCGCCAGCUGUUCCAGAAUAGGCCUAUCAUAGUGGUCCAAGACCCUGAUGCACGCCGGUAUAUGGAGACGUGCAGAAAGGCGCGGUGUUUGUUUGCGGUUCACGUAGCCCACAUAGAGCCCACUUAUCUGCGCGGCGUGCGUAGCCACAAUCCUCUUCACAGAAGGGACUCUGAUUAUGAACAGAACAAUUCGCAAUAUUUUCAUUGCCUUUAAUUUUUCAAUUUAGAGAUUUUCUCUCUUUUUUUUUUUGUUUCUUUGAUUUAAAAAAAAAAAAAAGUUCACUAUUUAUUUUUCCUCCGUAGUGAGAAACGCUAUGUCGUCAAACCAGUACGCACGUUGAAUUCUUGCAAUUAGAAAUCCACAUUUAUUGAUUUUUAGAAACGGGUUAUUUUAACAAAGCAGUUGUUGUACUAAAAAGUUUCUUCCACCUGUCUACCGCACAACAUGCCGAUUGCAAAAAUACUAUUAUCCAGCCUAUAUAAACGUUUUUUUUUUUCCUGAAGUUUUUAUCAAUAUGCACUGCAUUGCCAACAUGCCUAUAAUAAAAUAUAGGAUAUAUUUGUCUAAAUAAAGAUAAUUGCAGUGCCCACGUUUUUGCUUUUCAGGUAAUACUGUCUGGAAAGAUUAAUUCGACGUUCGAUAGCAUACUUACGGAUUUUACAGAUUAACUGAAAUUUUUCGUCUGACAAUAACUGUCAUUUUCCUGAAAUAAUAAUUUUCCUUUCAGCACCACAGAUUUAAGUUACAUAGGCUGGAAAAAGAGGGACCGGAUCUUUUGCGUUGGUCACUCAUACUGAGCUUAGUGUGGCUUCUUUAAUAAUUUAAUUUUGCUUUAGGUUUUUUAUGAUUUACAGUUAGCAGAACUAUGUAGCUUUCUCAUGAAAAUAUCGAACAUUACUGAUUUCAUAAAAAUGACACAUUUCUAUUGUGUGGCAAAACAAGAACAUAAAGGCACCUAUGCCGGUUGGAAUUAUAUAAAUUGCGUUUACAUAUACAAGACAAUAUAUUAAAAAACUUAUUUUAGAUUCAAUAACACACAGUCAUUUCACACCAUGCUUAUUAACACGUUAACUGAAUUUGGCAGAUAAAUGAAGCGCUAUUUUGAUAAUAAUUGUUUAAAUACAGUCGCGGCACUGUUCUUAAGUUUUACAUAAACAAUCUCGCUACGUUUAUACAUGGCUGACCAGGCACCAACUGAGAAGAAUAAACAUCAGUUCAAAUGUGUAAAAGGAUACCCCCCCUUUAUGUGACUUGCUUAAAUUAUUAGUGAGACCAUCUGUGGAAUAGUACCACAGCAAGUGUUGCCAAAACAGACCCCCCAAUUUAACAAUAUGUUUGUCCUUUAGUUUCCAUUGGUGGAUCAAAAAACACUGGGAGACUAAGAAACGUAGUCCUAGUACUCACAAUGGCAAAAAGACAAUAUUUUAGGUGAUGAUUCAGAAUGUACUUUUUUUGCAUGUCUGAAAAGCAGUAGCCUGUCAUGGUAUGACUGUCACCGAUUUUUUUUUUAACCUGCCACACAUUCCACUCACCCACACAUCCCCCCCAAACACACACACUUACACACACACACAAUAAGUGAAGUGGAGUAGACUUUUUUUCUGAAAUCACACUGGGAAUACGGCCUCUGCUUUAUUUAAUCAUCAAAUCCCAGGAAUGAGCCUCUUAAUUAAUUAUGGGUGCUAAAAAUUCAGCCCAGCUGUUUCUCUAUGCUCGGUGUUAACUCUGCCUCGUGCACAGAGAGGACCGAGGCUGUGCUCAGGCAUAAUUUUCGCAAAUUACCGCAUUUUUUCCCCUCAAAAUGUGAACCUUAACAGGGCCCGUUUAAUCUGUUCGUCGUCCUUGAUGAAAACAAACCGAGGGGAACAAUACAAUGUGUAAAUAAGUCCUAUAUUUAUGUUUUUUUUUUUAAACUCUCAUUACUGUUAAAAGACUCACUCUUAAAAUAUUUAGGAUUACGUUGUAGGCUGACCUGGUUGAUGUGACAGUGAGUGAUUUAUAGCUGUUUGCUUCCACGUCAGCCGAAACCUCUCGGAUAGACUAUCAGCUCAUUUCAUUAAGUGGGCAAUGUCACAAAAAUAGUUCUGUGGAGCAGCAAAAUGGCACUGCCCUGGUCUCUCUCUCUCUCUCUCUCUCUCUUUAAGGUUUCAGACAGACGUCCCCUGGGGCAGAUUACACGUGAUAUUAGCAGCUGUCCAAUGUUUUAAGCAAAACCCCCUGUAAUUAACAUAAAUGCACUUAUUUAAAAAUGGCAAAAGAAGGAUAAGAUAUGUGCAUUCUAUGAAUGGAGUAAUGGAAGAACUAACUAAAUUUGACUGCUUGAGAGUGCUCUAGCAUAUUUUUUUUUUAAAUCAGCAUUCUAAGAUACAAACGAAACUUGUAUUUAUUUUAAAAUACAAGAAGGGGCAACUAACUGGAACAACAAACUAUUUAUGGACUUGAUGUAAGGUGUGAAUUUUAGACAUCAUAAUCAUGAAUCUGUCUUGUAACGUCAGCUGCGGCUUCAUAUUAUGCUGAAAACACAUCUCUUACUUCGGUUUGACAUAAUAUCUGUGUGAAAGCUUAUCCAAUCAUGCCGUAUCAAAUUUAGAGAACAUACAUGGAGAAGCAUACAAUGAAAUGCAUACACUUUUUUUUGGUGUGAGAGAAAGGACAAAUAGAUGAAUGAUUCAGAGAAUAUUAUACAGGGUGUGACACAAAUAGCUGUAUGAAUACUACCACAACUACUAUUAUUAUUAUUAUUAUUAUUAUUAUUAUUAUUAUUAUUAUUAUUAUUAUCAUUAUUGUCAUUACUACUACUCCGACUACUACAAAUUGCAAGUGGAGCCCCGUGUAAUGGACAAUGUAUCUUUCAAUCCCAAAAACAUUCAUAUUGCAGGGGACCUCUUGCAUUGGCUCACGGUGAUUUAAUGAAUGCCAUCUCAGCAGCACAUUUCUGUGCAGCGACAGCAGCGGUCAGUAUCCGGUGACAUCGCAGGCCGGUUGGUCACCGUGGCGAUGGCGGUGCUGGCGCCGCUCUAGAUCGCUCGGCCUGCGCCGCGCGGCGGGCCCCUGGGCAGCGAACGGGGUCGCGGUUUCGCGCACGCUCCGGGACGAGGCCCAGCGCGCCGGGCGGGACCACGCGCGCUUCGGCAAACACCCGGAGGGGGGGGGAGGGGGGGAGGGGACGCCGGCGGGUUGUUUGCCUUCUCACCGAGCCUCCGUGCUCCAUCACUCCAGCCUGCCGCUAAUGAGAUGUAAAUGCCCAUUUUAACUCUGUAUCAAUGUUUAAUGCUCUCCCCCUCUUUCCAGUCCGCCGUGCCGGAGACAUCGGCGACAUCAUCUACGGUACGCACGGCAGACCCCCAGACCGCAGAUAACGCAGCGUGUUACUGUACGAGCUCCGCUUUCAUCAGGCCUGAAUAAUACCGCACGCGUGCAGCUAACCUUACUUUCCAAACAAUCGCAUGCAGUGACUCUUCCCAGUGUCUUGUUCAAGAGCAUAAAAUUUUUUCGAAUGCAGGAAAACAGCAUGUCAUUACAAUUUGCUGUCCAUAACAGUAAAAAACAUAUUUAAUUCCGCUGGAAGAGGAAUUUAAUUUAAAUUUUUUUUCAGAAUGUUUCAUUUUAAAAUCAAAACAGAGCUGAGGGCAAUCGAGUUGUUUUCUCAUUCUUUGGAAUAUGUCAACAUGUCAACACAAAGACACACAUACGCAGUCACACGCCACAUAUCAGGAUUAUGGACCCUACAUUAUUACAAUCCUAGCUGUUCACGAAGACCGAUCAACUGUUUUCUUUGAGUGUCUCCAUAAAAGAAGGUAAUGAUCUACCUUGAUUGUUUAUUUACAUUUCCCUUUUUGAAAAUGAUCCCUUUCUACCCAACACCUGUUCCAGACUGUCCCGUUCUUACACGGAGGUUUAUCCUCUCCACACCUCUGAUAUGUGUCCUGAUCUGAAAUAAAAUACAAGUUCUUGCAUUAA